Molecule: messenger RNA, 1026 nt
Organism: Oryza sativa Japonica Group (Japanese rice)
Lineage: Eukaryota; Viridiplantae; Streptophyta; Magnoliopsida; Poales; Poaceae
Source: RefSeq, a predicted model, not a curated record
ACCAAAUCCCACUAUUUCCUAUCUCUCGCGUCGCGCCGCGCACUCCCAAACCAAAUCCCAACAGAGAAGCAUUUCCUCGAACACAUCGCCGUCGCCGCCCUCCAUGGCCGCUCCCACCGCAGCAGCUCUCUCCACCCUCUCCACCGCCAGCGUCACCUCCGGCAAGCGCUUCAUCACCUCCUCCUUCUCCCUCUCCUUCUCCUCCCGCCCCCUCGCAACAGGCGUCCGCGCCGCGGGGGCGAGAGCGGCGCGGAGGUCGGCGGCGUCGGCGUCCACCGUGGUGGCGACCAUCGCCGUCGGAGACAAGCUCCCCGACGCGACGCUGUCCUACUUCGACCCGGCGGACGGCGAGCUGAAGACGGUGACGGUGGCGGAGCUGACGGCGGGCAGGAAGGCGGUGCUGUUCGCGGUGCCCGGCGCGUUCACGCCGACGUGCUCGCAGAAGCACCUCCCGGGGUUCAUCGAGAAGGCCGGGGAGCUCCACGCCAAGGGGGUGGACGCCAUUGCCUGCGUGUCGGUGAACGACGCGUUCGUGAUGCGCGCGUGGAAGGAGAGCCUGGGCCUCGGCGACGCCGACGUGCUCCUCCUCUCCGACGGCAACCUGGAGCUCACGCGCGCGCUCGGCGUCGAGAUGGACCUCUCCGACAAGCCCAUGGGGCUCGGCGUCAGGUCGCGCCGCUACGCGCUCCUCGCCGACGACGGCGUCGUCAAGGUGCUCAACCUCGAGGAGGGCGGCGCCUUCACCACCAGCAGCGCCGAGGAGAUGCUCAAGGCGCUCUGAAGAUGGAAUCCGAGCUCUCGUAGGUGGCAACAAUGGCAGGAUCAGCCCGUUGCUCUCGCGCGUUGGUGAGUAGCGUCGUCGUUGUGAAGAGGAAAUUUUGUGUGUGUUUUUUUUCGGUUGAAUGUUGCAUGCCAUGUGCUUGACGAAAUGACGGAAUAACAAAAGAAAAAAAACUACUUUUAUUUUUUUGUUGAAAUUUGCAAACCAUGUGUUUGACGAAAUGUCGAGAUAUGAAAGCUGUGAAA